This is a messenger RNA of Larimichthys crocea (large yellow croaker), 3786 nucleotides long. Its product is annotated as neuronal acetylcholine receptor subunit alpha-7. Gene Ontology annotation, biological process: monoatomic ion transmembrane transport. NCBI's taxonomy places the organism in Eukaryota, Metazoa, Chordata, Actinopteri, Sciaenidae. Gene Ontology annotation, cellular component: postsynaptic membrane. Bases 647 to 2266 code for a protein of 539 amino acids. Gene Ontology annotation, molecular function: transmembrane signaling receptor activity; acetylcholine-gated monoatomic cation-selective channel activity. The transcript is spliced from 10 exons. The record is from RefSeq and is a predicted model, not a curated record.
UCACAAGCCAGGACUGGAAAAUUACUGCACCAAUCGCCUCCUGGGGAUGGCACAUCCUAUUUGCAUAUGAAAUAGCAGACACAAGCACAGGGCACACAAAGAAACAUACACAGACUACAAACAAACAUGACCACAGUCAUAACAAAGACAAUAAAAGGUCCCUCUGGACCUGCAGAGCUGGGUCAUAGUUCUCUCUUGGUUCAUCACAAGGAACCCCUUUCAGAGUCAGUAAAAUGAUGAUUAGUAGUAGAAAUAAGAUCAGAGCUAUUUAAAAUACUAAAAUGAAAUCAACUGGCAUGUUGCUCUUCUGGACACACCCUCAUUUGUGAUGUCACAGGGGCACAGAAGCAUCUAUUUUAGGUGAGAAAUGGACUAUCAGUAAAAGAUAGAGUGCAGUUUGUGAACACCUGAACAAACUCCUGAACAACAAACACAAACUGUUUACGUCACACUGCCCCCUGCUGCACGCUCACAUCUUUAAAAGCAGGUGAGCACAUCCCGGAGACAGGUGAGCGCACGAGACACAAAACAGCUGGUUUUAUCAGCCUCAUGUACACACCGCCGCCAAGCCGGAGCCCAUUCACUCUCUAGCCGACACUGAGAGCCCGCUGUCGGGGACCGGCGGUGUCCACUGAGCGGUGCCAGGAUGCGGUGCCACAAGUUUUGGGGACCGUGUUCGAUUGGAUUUUAUAUUUGUGCGGCCAUGCUGUUCAAAGGGUCGCUGCAGGGAGAACACCAGAGGAGGCUGUACAAAGAGCUGCUGGCUAACUACAAUCGACUGGAGAGACCUGUGAUCAAUGACUCAGCCCCCAUCCUGGUGGAGCUGGGCCUCACACUGCUGCAGAUCAUAGAUGUGGAUGAGAAGAACCAAGUGCUGAUGACCAACGCCUGGCUGCAGCUGUACUGGACAGACAUCUACCUUAGCUGGAAUCCAGAAAACUAUCCUGGUGUCCAGAACCUGCGAUUUCCUUCAGACCAGAUCUGGACCCCUGACAUCCUCCUUUACAACAGUGCGGACGAGCGGUUCGAUGCCACUUUCCACACCAAUGUACUGGUGAAUGCAUCAGGUAACUGUCAGUACAUCCCCCCUGGCAUUUUGAAGAGCACCUGCUACAUUGAUGUGCGUUGGUUCCCUUUCGAUGUGCAAAAGUGUGACUUGAAGUUUGGCUCCUGGACACACAACGGUUGGCUGCUGGACCUCCAGAUGCUAGAUGUGGACACAUCAACCUACAUACCCAACGGGGAGUGGGACCUUGUUGGUGUGCCAGCAAAGCGCAAUGAGCUUUACUAUGACUGCUGUAAGGAGCCUUACCCCGAUGUGACAUUCACAGUCACAAUGCGCCGCAGGACGUUAUAUUACGGCCUCAAUUUGCUCAUCCCCUGUGUGCUGAUCUCCGGCUUGGCCCUGCUGGUCUUCUUGCUACCUGCAGACUCUGGGGAAAAGAUUUCUCUGGGCAUCACUGUGCUCCUUUCGCUCACUGUCUUCAUGCUCCUGGUAGCAGAGAUCAUGCCUGCCACAUCCGACUCUGUUCCUCUCAUCGCCCAGUACUUUGCCAGCACCAUGAUGAUUGUGGGAAUGUCUGUGGUGGUGACAGUUAUCGUCCUGCAGUUUCACCAUCAUGACCCUCAGGGAGGCAAGAUGCCCAAGUGGGUUCGUGUGGUUCUGUUGAACUGGUGUGCCUGGUUUCUACGUAUGAAACAACCGGGUGAUGAGCGCAAGCGGCCUGGUCCCAAGUACCGUCACGCCUCCCAGCACCACUCCAGUACCAGCUCCAUAGAGAUGGGCACUGUACCAAGCAUCAGUGUGCCCCUCUCUCAGACAUCCUGCCCACCUUGCCCCACAGGCACCUCCAAUGGUUCCAUGAGCCUCUACUUCAGCAACUACCAUCCCAUAGACAGCUCACACUGCCCACCUUCUAGCGACUCCGGGGUAGUGCUAGGAGGGCGCGCCCAUGGCUCCAUCGGUGAAGAGGCUGAGCCACCUGGAGGAGUUGGUGUCGGAGGCCUGGGGAUGGGAAUUGGAGGGGCAAUGGGCGUCAGCCCCCCACCAGAGAUCCAGCGCAUCUUGGAGGAGGUCUCAUACAUUGCGCGGCGGUUCCGGGACCAGGAUGAGGCUGAGGCCAUCUGCAGCGAGUGGAAGUUUGCAGCAGCAGUGGUGGACCGGCUGUGUCUGGUUGCCUUCUCUCUUUUCUCCAUCAUUUGCACCUUCACCAUCCUCAUGUCAGCGCCCAACUUCAUAGAGGCUGUUUCCAAGGACUUUACAUAGCUGGUUGCAGCAGCAGGCGAGAGAUUAGGGAUAAAGAAGAGAUUAAAAGAGAAAGAGGGUGGGGGGGAAGAGUGCAGUAUGUGGUCCCCAACCUACAGUCUGGCACCCUGAGGGAAAUUAUGAGAAAAAUGAUGAUAUGUCUGGGAACUCAAGAAAGUAAAUUGAGGACUGUUGCUCUGCCAAGCUGCUGAUUCAUGUAGCCAAUUGAAUCAAUCAGGAAAUAAACUUCAUUACAAAGGCACAUCAGUAUGUUACUCACCAAAUUAAACAUACAUUCAUCAUCCCACUCUGUCUUGAUGUCAGAGACACUGUUCACAUCUAGAAGAAAAUAUGUUGAGCAGGCUGGGGAGACUAGAGGCAUAAGGUUGGGAAUGAUUGGAGCAGUAGAGGAGAGCACUGUAUAGCUUUUCUUUUUCUUCACAUUGAGUAAGAUAACAAUAAGGGGAACAUAAUGUCACUGCUAAUUGUCUUUAUCCUGAAAACAGUGUAAAUAUCAUUGUUUUAUUAGCAGUACUCAUUUAAAAAACAGCUUCAUUUACUCUACAGUGACACACACACAGGACCAAAGCCCACCUCUCCACUGCUGUAGUACGUUUCAGUCAUCUCAGCUGUUGUUGUCCUGUAUGUACAAACACAUAUGUACAAAUAUCGCGUCGGUCUGAGCUCACGCACCAACUGUUUCCCUUCUGAACUCUUAAGUCACAGACUUUCUGAUGAUGUACCAUCACUGUAACGAUGUUUGGUUAGUUACUAAAACGAGAUGUUACACUGUGAAUUUUAACAUUUUUGUUUUAAGUCUUCGGAGCAAUGGACAAUUUGAUUGCUUAGACAGUCUAGAUGCAGUAUGCUCAUUUAAGAUCACAUUUUACUUUGUCUUGCCUGUUUUAUUUUAGCCAAUAGACUGCAAUGUAACAGUUUGGGACAGUGUAUUAAUUAAACAUCCAGUGUAUUGUAUCAAAAAGAACUGUACUGGCUGGUUUGUUGACCAGAAACAACAAAUGCACAGAUGUCUCUCUAAACUUCAGUUAAAUACUUUAUGUUGAACUGUACAGUGCAUUUUUAGUCAUUGAUUUAACUGUAGUAAAAGUUGUGUAAAAGUUGUCUAACUGCUGUAAAAAUACACGUAUUCAUCAACUUUUAAAAAAGUAGCUGGAAUUUGUGUUUGUUGAACAUCACUGCAACAUCACUGAAGAUGAAGAGCAAUGUGACUUUGAACCUCUGAUACCACAGACGAUGGUGGGUAAAAGGCUGGACAGCAGGAGGAAAACUUCACAACCCCAUCCACCACCAUAUCACUGGAGAAUAUACUGUAGAUUUAUAAAAGGCCCCAGUGUCAGUAAGUUUAGUCUGUGUUUAGAAGGAGCCGAGUGACUGAUUCAUACGACAAAGCUGUUGUCGUGUUUAGUUCCACCUCCACCUCCCAGCCACCUCUUUGUCGUAGCUACAGUCAUUGGUAUCUUUAUCUCUUUCUCUGUUAUUCCAAGUGUGAGUUUUUCGCGCUCUAUGUCAAUAAAAGUUUA